This is a messenger RNA of Medicago truncatula (barrel medic), 1911 nucleotides long. Its product is annotated as cyanidin 3-O-galactoside 2''-O-xylosyltransferase FGGT1. Gene Ontology annotation, molecular function: UDP-glucosyltransferase activity. The transcript has 2 exons. Lineage: Eukaryota; Viridiplantae; Streptophyta; Magnoliopsida; Fabales; Fabaceae. Bases 393 to 1772 code for a protein of 459 amino acids. The record is from RefSeq and is a predicted model, not a curated record.
CGAAUAAAAUGGGUAAGAAUAGAGUUAAAAUUUAGGGUAUGACAGGGUGUGUUGCUUCGAGGUGUCACUUUUGGGUCGGGGGGCUGUUCGACGGUUUCAAUUCAGCUUCCCAGGUUAUAAACCGUUGGAUCUUUAAGAUUCGAACAUGUUUUUGUAACUUAUUUAAAGGGUGUGUGUUGCUCUUCAUUUUUUCAUCAUUGCUUCUCCCUUCUCUCUCUCACUCUCUCCACAUCUUUGCCUCGAAGUCUUUUAGGGAAGAUCUAUCCCUCUUUUCAGCAGAUUUCUCUUGCAACUUUAUACUUCUCAGAGUAUGCUAGAUCCAGAAUUCCUCUUUAUUUUAUAUAGACCUUAUAAGCAGAGAAACAUUGCUAAGUAGUUCAGACAAAGCAGCCAUGGAGUCACCAUCUUCUUUGCACAUAGCAAUGUUUCCAUGGUUUGCAAUGGGACACUUAACUCCAUAUCUUCAUCUCUCAAACAAAUUAGCCAAAAGGGGACACAAAAUCUCUUUCUUCAUUCCCACGAAAACACAAACCAAAUUAGAACAAUUCAACCUUUAUCCAAAUCUCAUCACUUUUUACCCUCUCAAUGUUCCUCACAUUCAUGGUCUUCCAUUUGGUGCUGAAACCACUUCAGAUGUCUCAUUCUCUUUAGGUCCACUCAUCAUGACAGCUAUGGAUCAAACACAGCCUCAAGUUGAACUUCUUCUCGCUCAACUAAAUCCUAAAAUGGUUUUCUUUGAUUUUGCCUUUUGGAUACCAAAAAUUGCUCAAAGUUUAGGAAUUAAAUCAUUUCAAUACUGGAUUGUUAGUCCAGCAACAAUUUCAUAUACUCUAUCUCCAUCAAGGAUGUGUGAAAGUAUAAACUUGACUGAAUUUGAUCUUAUGAAACCCCCAAAAGGGUACCCUAAUUCAUCAUUCACUCUUUAUUCUCAUGAAGCAAAGUAUCUUGCUUUAAAAAGAAAUUUUGAAUUUGGAAGUGGGGUUCUUUUUUAUGAUAGGCUUUUUAAUGGUUUGAGCUUAAGUGAUGCAAUUGGGUUCAAAGGGUGUAGACAAAUUGAAGGGCCUUAUGUUGAUUACUUAGAACAAGAAUUUGGUAAGCCUGUUCUUCUUUCAGGACCUGUUUUACCUGAACCACCUAAAACUGUUUUAGAUGAAAAAUGGGGUUCUUGGCUUGGUGGAUUUAAAGAUGGUUCAUUAGUUUAUUGUGCACUUGGAAGUGAAUGCAAAUUAACACUAGAACAGUUUCAAGAAUUGUUAUUAGGACUUGAGCUAACAGGUUAUCCAUUUUUGGCAAUUCUUAAACCUCCUGUUGGUUUUGAAACUGUCGAAGAUGCUUUUCCAGAAGAGUUUGAAGAAAGGGUUAAGGAAAAAGGGAUUGUUCAUAGUGGAUGGAUACAACAACAAUUGAUUUUGGAACACUCAUCUGUUGGUUGUUUUGUAACACACUGUGGGGCCGGUUCGUUGACAGAGGGGCUGACAAAUAAUUGUCAGAUGGUGUUGAUUCCACAUUUAGAUGCUGAUCAUAUCAUUAAUGCAAAGAUUAUGGGUAUGAAAUUGAAGGUUGGAGUUGAAGUGAAGAAGGGUGAAGAAGAUGGAUUGUUCACUAAGGAAAGUGUUUGUGAAGCUGUGAAAAUUGUUAUGGAUGAUGAGAAUGAGAUUGGCAGAGAAGUUAGGAAUAAUCAUGAUAAACUCAGGAACCUUUUGUUAAACCAAGAUUUGGAGUCAUCUUGUGUUGAUGGUUUCUGUGAGAAGCUUCAAGAAUUAGUCAGGUGAUUUUCUAAUUAGUAGAAACUCUAUCAAACUGUUAUAUAUUGUUGUAUGAUUAUAUGGUUUCAAUAAGAAAAUAUUAUGUGUAUUGAUAACCUGUAAUAUGAUCCUAACUAGUGAAUCAAUUUGUUGGGUUAUGAUGCGA